AAUGUAAAAAGUUUUUCACCGGAGUACCCCUUUAACAUCCUCUGUUAGUUUAAAUUUGUCGACCAUAACUUGACUGCAACUUCCACCCAACUCCUGAACCAUCAAACCAAAGCUGUGAAAGUCUAUAAGAGAUGCCAUACCACAUGUUAUGUACAAGUACAGGCCUGCAGAAAAAAAAUUAUCAGCUCUCUAAAGAGCCCAGACAGGACCAAGGAAAACUAUUUGCCCCUAUACAGGACCAACAAAAUCAGAAAAUAGCAAGGGAAAUACAAAAUCAAGGUAACCAUAUAUUAUACCAGGGGAGGAAGCUUGCCAAGGCUAGAAGUGAAAGAGAUCUUCAUGAAAGAGAGCAAAGACAUGAUGAGAAUUCCGAGGAAAGUGAAGAUUCGCAGAGCAGUGAGGAAGAGGAAGGAUACAAUUAUGGUCACUCAAGGGAUAAAAGAGACAUCAACAAUACUCAACCUGUAGAAGCAAAAAAGCUUGGAAAACACAAGAAACAAAAGCAAUGUCAAUGUGAAGAAGGAAAAGAGCACAGAGAAAAUUGUAGCAAAAAGUCUGAAAAGAAUAGACACUCAAAGGGGAGGCAAAGACAAGGAUAUGAGGGAGAACAAAAAAAGCAGGAUACUCAGAAAGUUGGAGAGGAAAAUAGGAAUGUGACAGAGAAAAGUGAUGGAAACAUAGAAAGGGUAAAUCGUGAGAUAUUUAAUGAUACUCUACAACCGGGACAAGUAGAACAAGGACAGCCAAUAACAGAGGAAAAGAAACAUAAAAAGCAUGGAGAACGGGGACAGCCAAUAACAGAGGAAAAGAAACAUAAAAAGCAUGGAGAACGGGGACAGAUGAAAGAAAAAGAAAAGAAACAUGGAAAACAUAAAGAACAAGGCCAGAAAGGCGCAGAUGGAAAGAGGCAUAGAAAACAUAGAGAAGAAGGGCAGGAAAGGGAAGAGAGAAAGAGACAAAAAAAAUAUGGAGGACAUAAAACAGAUGAAGAAAAUAGACAACCAGAACGUGGAGAAAAAGAAGAGAGAGCAGAAGAAAUAAGACAAACAGAUAAUAUAGAAAGAGCAAAACAUGAGGUCCCUGAUAGUGCUCUCCAAAAAACAGAAGGCCAAGCGGAACAGGGGCAGAGGAUAGCGGAGCAAAAGAAACAUGCAAAACAUGGAGAACAGGGGCAGAAGAUAGCAGAGGAAAAGAGACAUGCAAAACAUGGAGAACAAGGGAAGGAGACAGCAGAGGAAAAGAGAAAUGCAAAAAAUGGGGAAAAAGGGCAGCAAAGUGCAGAACAAUCAGGCCAAACAGAUAAUAUAGAAAGAGUAAAGCGGGAGAUCCCUGUAAGUUCUCUACAAGAAACAGAAGUUCAAGCAGAACAGAGGCAGAAGAUAGCAGAGGAAAAGAGACAUGCAAAACAUGGAGAACAGGGGCAGAAGAUAGCAGAGAAAAAGAAAAAUGAAAAACAUGGAAAACAGGGGCAGAAGAUAGCAGAGGAAAAGAAAAAUGUAAAACAUGGAGAACAGGGGCAGAAGAUAGCAGAGGAAAAGAGACAUGCAAAACAUGGAGAAGAAGGGCAGAAGAUAGCAGAGGAAAAGAGACAUGCAAAACAUGGGAAAAAGGGUCAGGAGAUGGCAGAAGGAAAGGGGCAUGCAAAACAAGGAGAAAAAAGGCAGAAAAUAGCAGAAGAAACAGGACAAAUGGAUAAUAUAGAAAGAGUAAAACCUGAGGUCCCAGAAAGUUCUCUCCAAAAAAUAGAAGGCCAAGCAGAACAGGGGCAGAGGAUAGCAGAGCAAAAGAAACAUGCAACAAAGGGAGAACAGGGGCAGAAGAUAGCAGAGGGAAGAAAACAAACAAAAUAUGGCAAAAAGGGGCAGAAGAAAGCAGAGGGAAAUAGAGAUGCAAAACAUGGAGAACAAGGGAAGGAGACAGCAGAGGAAAAGAAACAUGCAACAAAGGGAGAACAGGGGCAGGAGAUAGCAGAGGAAAAGAGACCACAAGAACUUGUAGAAAAAUUACAGGAGAGAACAGAAGAAACAGGACAAACAGAUAAUAUAAAAAAUAGCCAGGCAGAUAACAUAGAAAGGGUAAAACGUGAAGUCUUUGACAAUGCUCUCCAAAAAACAGAGGAGCAAGAAGAAAUUAAUGAAGCGCAGAAAUCAGGAAAUGGGAAGAAUUGUACAAGGAAGCAUGGUAAGGACAAUGAAAAGAAAGAGAAAUAUCAUAGGGGACACGGCACACUGGCAAAGGAGCAAAGUCUAGCAAAGUACAAAUAUCAUAGGGGGAAUUGUACAAACAAUGAGGACAGAGCACACACAAAGGAAAAGAGGCAUACACCAAAGAACAGUAAUGGAGAGAAAAAUAAUCAUCAGCCAGGCGAAAGGGUAGGGCAGAAACCAGGGGCACAAAAUCCCUGUCACAAGAGGAGUCUGAUGCCAGGAGAAAGGGAAGGACAAAAGCAGGGAGAAAAGGAAGGACAAAAGCAGGGAGAAAGGGAAGGACAAAGGCAGGGAGAAAGGGAAGAACAAAAGCAGGGAGAAAAGGAAGGACAAAAGCAGGGAGAAAGGGAAGGACAAAAGCAGAGAGAAAGGGAAGGACAAAAGCAGGGAGAAAGGGAAGGACAAAAGCAGGGAGAAAGGGAAGGACAAAAGCAGGGAGAAAGGAAUCAAAACCCAGGAAAUAAGGAAACAAAAUGUCCCCAUCACCUAACAAAAAGACAUGAACAUAACAAAAAUAAAGAAAAAGUCACUGAAAAGCAUACAAUUAAUAAUCGAAAAGAAGUGGAAGACAGAAGACAAAAGUUCAAUAACAAUUUCAAUACAUUUACAGACACUGAGAAUGAUAGUUCAGAAGAAGACUCACGAGAGGAAACCAAUAGUCAUGAUAGCCAUGAAGAUAACAACGAAUCGUCACCUGGCCAGGUUAUUGAACAACCAGAAUCUCCACCAAACAGUCUGUUACCAUUACCAGAAUCAGGUGAGCAGCCACCAGUUUUGGCUGGUGAGCAACCAUCAGUUCCAUCAGAUGAGCGGCCUCCUACCAUGACAAAUGAUCCAGAAGCUGCAACUUCAUCUGAUACAUCUACGGUGUUAGAAUAUGAGCAGCCGCCGAAUGAAAAUAAUAAACAGCAGCAAGAGUUAGAAACCAAGGAACUAUUAGACAGUGAGCAAAUAUCCUCUACAAAGAGUAAAGAACCUCAACGUCCGGUCAUUGAUGAGACACAAGUUCAACAGGAUGAUCAGCCACAAGAUCAGAAUAUUGGAGAACCACAAGACCAGCCACAAGAUCAGAAUAUUGGAGAACCACAAGACCAGCCACAAGAUCAGAAUAUUGGAGAACCAGAAGACCAGCCACAAGAUCAGAAUAUUGGAGAACCACAAGACCAGCCACAAGAUCAGAAUAUUGGAGAACCACAAGACCAGCCACAAGAUCAGAAUAUUGGAGAACCACAAGACCAGGCACAAGAUCAGAAUAUUGGAGAACCACAAGACCAGCCACAAGAUCAGAAUAUUGGAGAACCACAAGACCAGCCACAAGAUCAGAAUAUUGGAGAACCACAAGACCAGCCACAAGAUCAGAAUAUUGGAGAACCACAAGACCAGGCACAAGAUCAGAAUAUUGGAGAACCACAAGACCAGCCACAAGAUCAGAAUAUUGGAGAACCACAAGACCAGCCACAAGAUCAGAAUAUUGGAGAACCACAAGACCAGCCACAAGAUCAGAAUAUUGGAGAACCACAAGACCAGCCACAAGAUCAGAAUAUUAGAGAACCACAAGACCAGCCACAAGAUCAGAAUAUUGGAGAACCAGAAGACCAGCCACAAGAUCAGAAUAUUGGAGAACCACAAGACCAGCCACAAGUUCUGAGCAUUGAUCAGGCAGCUCCAGCCAGUGAUCCACCAUCUGCUUAAUAUGCUGAUGGGUCACAUGCUCCAGAUAUAAGUCAUCAUCCCUAAUUCUAGGCUAUGCUUAACCACCAGUUUCAGCAGCCGAAUACCUCGUGUUUACUCAAUGUAUAAAUUUUACAUGUGUCUAAGCCUUCAAAUGAAUGAUGGCCCAAAGAAACAUGCAUUGUUAGUUACUACUAAU
Hyla sarda is the source of this 4077-nucleotide messenger RNA. RefSeq names its product trichohyalin-like. The record is from RefSeq and is a predicted model, not a curated record. Lineage: Eukaryota; Metazoa; Chordata; Amphibia; Anura; Hylidae. The transcript is spliced from 2 exons. Bases 132 to 3899 code for a protein of 1255 amino acids.